GUAAACUUCAGAAACUGACUCACUCAGGAAAGAAAAUCAUGGGAUCAGCUCUCACUCCUUCGAUGGGAUCCUCAGGUUUUUUACCGUCUGGGUCUUUGCCAGAAUCUUUGAUUUAUGUAUCCAGUGAAGUAGCUUCAAUGGAAAAGCUUCCUUUUAUACAGGUUAGGAACAUUUCAACAAUGAUAAGGAGGAUCAAGCUUCUGUCAUCUUUGUUUGAAGAGAUUCAAGAAAUAGACACCCCACUUCCUCCAUCUUUAGUCUUGUGUCUCACUGAGCUUUUCUCAGUGAUCCGGAGAGUUAAAGGUUUGAUUGAAGGGUGCAAGGAUGGCAGCUCUCUUUGGGGUCUCAUACAGACACAGUUCAUUUCCAAUCAGUUUUAUAUGACAGUGAAGGAGAUGGGAAGUGCACUUGAUAUUUUGCCUCUGAGUUUGCUUAAUAUAACCACAGAUACCAGUGAGCAAGUUGAGCUUCUUCACAAGCAAGCAAAAAGGGUGGAAUUGUUUGUAGACUCCAGGGAGCUUCAAAGAAGAGAAGAGCUUCUCCAAGUAAUGGCCUCUAACAAUGAAAAGAAGAGGAAAAACCAAAGUUUCAUCGACUUUGAAGCAGUGAAAGAAGUUUUCUGCAGCAUUGGUAUGAGAAGCCCACUGGAUUAUGAGGAAGAAAUAUCAAAGCUAGAGGCAGAAGCACAGAAGCAGGCAGGCACAGGAGGGCUAGUUGUAGUUUCCAAUUUAAACAAUCUCAUAUCCCUUGUUUCAUAUUCCAAAUCCAUGAUUUUCUCUAGCGAAGAAAGUGAGAAGACCAAGCAAGACAUCAAGCAGCAGCCUUAUGUUUCUAAUAGUAGAAAUCUUGAUCAGUCUUCAUCUUCUCAAUCUAUGUCGUCUAUCAUUCCAGAUGAAUUUCGUUGCCCGAUUUCACUUGACCUGAUGAAAGAUCCAGUGAUUGUAGCAUCUGGGCACACUUAUGAUCGAAAUUCAAUAGCCCAAUGGAUCAACACAGGACAUCACACGUGCCCAAAAAGUGGGCAGAGGUUAAUUCAUAUGGCCCUCAUACCCAACUAUGCACUAAGGACUCUAGUGCAACAAUGGUGCCAAGUGAACAAUAUCCCAUUAACAGAAUGUUCAUCGAAUGCAUCACAUUUGGAGAGAAGUACUAGCAAGAAAAAAGCAUGUGAGAAAGCCAUUGAUCACAUUUCUGUCACGAAAGUGGCAAUAGAUGCUGUCAAAAUGACAGCUGAGUUUUUAGUGGGAAAGUUAGCAAUGGGUUCCCCUGAUAUCCAAAGGCAGGCGGCUUAUGAGCUUCGGUUGCUUGCGAAAACUGGCAUGGAUCAUCGCAAGAUAAUUGCAGAGGCAGGGGCUAUACCAUUUCUUGUGACAUUACUAAGUUCACAUGAUCCAAGAAUCCAGGAAAAUGCUGUCACUGCCUUACUCAAUCUUUCCAUUUUUGAAAACAAUAAGGUCUUAAUAAUGGCAGCUGGAGCUAUCGACAACAUAGUGGAAGUUUUGGAAUCAGGAAAAACCAUGGAGGCAAGAGAAAAUGCAGCAGCAGCAAUUUUUAGCCUGUCAAUGAUAGAUGACUUCAAGGUAGCAAUUGGAGCUCGUCCUAAAGCAAUUCUGGUCCUGGUUGGGCUCCUGAGAGAAGGAACAACAGCUGGCAAAAGGGAUGCUGCGACUGCAAUAUCCAACCUUGCACUUUAUAAUGCUAACAAAGCAAGCAUUGUAGUUGCUGGGGCAGUUCCUUUGCUCAUUGAAUUAUUAAUGGAUGACAAAGCAGGCAUAACAGAUGAUGCCUUAAGAGUGCUGGCUCUACUUUUGAGUUGUCCUGAAGGGCUUGAAGCUUUAAAAAAGAGUAGGGUUUUGGUGCCUCUUCUUAUUGAUCUCUUGAGAUUUGGAUCAGCCAAAGGGAAGGAGAACUCAAUAACACUUUUGCUGGGGUUGUGCAAAGAUGGAGGAGAGGAAGUUGCUAGACGCCUGCUAAUAAAUCCACGAAGUAUUCCUUCCCUUCGAAGCUUGGCUGCUGAUGGUUCUUUGAAAGCUCGAAGAAAGGCUGAUGCACUGCUUAGAUUGCUCAACAGGUGCUGCUCCCAAUCUCACAAUCCUGUCGGAUAACAUGUCACCAACUUCUAGAGACUGUAAAUGUGUGGAAAAGACAGUGAAAAACCUCUUUCUGUAAAUGAUCUUAAAGCAAUUUGAUGGAUUCAUUAGCAUUAAAUCAGUUUGAUUUUAUACCAAAAUAUAACCUUGAUAUUCUCAAGUGGAAAAAAAUCACCUUGAUGAUAGCUGAUUCUGAUCUGCAAAAUAUUAGUUUCAACGUCUUUAAUUCCUAUCAGAUUCCAUUAAAAUGACAGUGGAAAUCAUUUGCUGGCGGCAGAGACUUUUCCAAGAAAUUCAAAGAACAUUUUACAUGCAAAAACAAAGUCCUCAUAAAGAUAUACCAGUAUGCAAGCAAGUUGACA
Durio zibethinus is the source of this 2452-nucleotide messenger RNA. Its product is annotated as U-box domain-containing protein 1-like. Gene Ontology annotation, biological process: protein ubiquitination. Gene Ontology annotation, molecular function: ubiquitin-protein transferase activity; protein binding. NCBI's taxonomy places the organism in Eukaryota, Viridiplantae, Streptophyta, Magnoliopsida, Malvales, Malvaceae. The record is from RefSeq and is a predicted model, not a curated record.